GUUGCUGUUCUCUACUUCAGUCAUCAUCUCUCCCACUUGCCACACUCGAUUAAUGCAUCGAUAAGCACACCGUAAUCUCUUUCAUACUUUCACUCACACCCUUCUGUCCUUGAGCCAUUUUCCUGCUUUUGAACCCACCUGCAAAUUUAUCURUCUGCCCAGAAAACUCCAAGGUACUUAGAGAAAGCCUAUGAAAAGGAGAAAUGGGUUUUCUGUAGAAAAGCUUGUAGCUUUUGAUUUGUUGCUAAAUCUGCCUAUCUUUGUCCUUAAUCCUUAUAUUUAGAAGUAAAAGUGAGUUUUGAGAAGUGGGUCUUCUUUAUUUCUUUAUUGUCUCUGCGUGGGAACAAUGACGAUUGAGCUCCAUUCCUAGGAGACUUCAGAACUUUUACUGCUGGUAGUGAAGUUCGUUUCGCGCAGAGAUGAUUCAGUUACUGUUCCUGGUUCUUUUUGCCGAAGGCAUUGUGGCAUUUCUUCUCAUGGUGAAGAUCGGGCCGUUGAGAGAGUUGGUAAUGAAGGCCCUCGACCAGCUGAAGACAGGAAAGGGCCCAGCCACUGUAAAAACCAUUGCUGGCACGAUGUCGGUCAUCCUUGCAUCUAGCAUUACCAGCCUCCUUAAGAUCCAGAACAGGGGAACAAAGCUCGGUACAGUGACACCUAUGGAUCAGGUCCUUUGGAGAACUCACCUAUUAGAGGCUUCGCUCAUGGGCUACUCCCUAUUUCUUGGAUUUGUAAUUGAUCGCUUACAUCACUAUCUUCAAAAGCUCGGAGGGUUGAGGACCACAGCUCGGUAUUCCAAACAGGAAGUUGAGAAGCUUCAUAAAGACCACCUGCAGCUCAAAGAGAAAGAAGUGAAAGCUUCCGAGGAAAUAAAGUUGCUUCAGGAGGAAAUCUCUAGUCUGAAAGAAAAUAUAAAGAAGCUAAAAUUAGAAUGUGAAGAGAAGGAUAAACAAGUACAAUCUGCAGAAGCUCAUGUCACUGCACUUCAGAAACAAGCUGAGGACCUACUUCUUGAAUAUGACCGCCUAUUGGAGGACAAUCAGAACCUUCAAGCCCAGGCUCUAGGAUAUAGAGGUUGAGACACUGUUGGAGGUUCAACCACUUWAGAAUGGGGUUCAAGUUUGGGUGCUGAUAGUUUAGAUAAAAUUUCUCCCUGUUCACGUUGAAAUUUAUACAGAAAGCAUUUACGGGGGCUAUUUWGGAGGUUACAGGGUGAUUCCUUCUGCAAAAGGUCAUUGAAAAAUUUUGUAAUCUUUGUUGAGUCUAGGAAGCUUUUCUUGCUUUUGUUUUUCUUCUUUUCACCCCCCUCCCCUCACUCUUUUUGAAAUUGAGCUGAUUUUGGGCCAGAGAAUAGAAAAUCCAAUGAGACUUGUAAGAAACCAUAAUCCUUUUCUCCAGGUAGAUGAAACAUGGUGGGCCUGUCUAGAUGUACUAUUUAAAGGYGAGGAAUGAAUGUAUGUGGACGUUUGUGGCCUGCCUCUUCAUGUGGUGUUUUAUUAGUUCAAAUGAAAUAGUGAGAUGGCCAAUUUCAUUA
Messenger RNA from Nelumbo nucifera (sacred lotus), 1531 nucleotides. RefSeq lists its product as uncharacterized. The record is from RefSeq and is a predicted model, not a curated record. Gene Ontology annotation, cellular component: endoplasmic reticulum; endoplasmic reticulum membrane. NCBI's taxonomy places the organism in Eukaryota, Viridiplantae, Streptophyta, Magnoliopsida, Proteales, Nelumbonaceae. Gene Ontology annotation, biological process: intracellular protein transport; endoplasmic reticulum to Golgi vesicle-mediated transport.